Molecule: messenger RNA, 2723 nt
Organism: Anopheles stephensi (Asian malaria mosquito)
Lineage: Eukaryota; Metazoa; Arthropoda; Insecta; Diptera; Culicidae
Gene: Adck1
Product: aarF domain-containing kinase 1
Exons: 3
Coding region: 582-2138 (518 amino acids)
Biological process (GO): protein phosphorylation; mitochondrion organization; lipid homeostasis
Cellular component (GO): mitochondrial inner membrane
Molecular function (GO): protein kinase activity; ATP binding
Source: RefSeq, a predicted model, not a curated record
CAUUUGUUUCGUUCAAUCUGACUCGUUCGGCGCAUGCAGACAGCAAAACACGAGAAAUUUGCAUAAAACAUGGUAUUUUCACCAUUUAAACCACUUGCAAUUGUUACCAAAAGAUUCUACCCGUCCUAAACGUGCCAGAAUUGUAAAAUGUGCAUUAUAUCCGAAUCCAUCCCCGGUGUGUUUUGUAAGCAAACGGGAAUGUUUACGUUCCUUGCAGUACAGGUACAGUUGCAAGCACACAAACACACACACACAAGGCCCUGUGGUGGGGUGAACUGAAGAUAUGAAAACAAAAGGCACACGCACACUACCAUGGAGCUGUGCGCGAGCUGGGAUCGCUUUCACGUGCGUGAAUCCACUUUCCCGUUAUCGUUGCGCGAGAGGUGCCGCGUGGAAUUAACGCGCUAGCCGCCAGCAGGUCCGGCUGGUUCCCUUAUCCUAGACGUCGUCCUCCUAGAACAUCGACUCGGCACCGUAUUGAUUGAGGGUUGCAGAUAGACGUACGCUGAAUGUUCCCGAGUGUCUAGCUGCACAACCUCACCCACGAGCCGUCGCCAUCUCUCGCAGCAGAAACGCACACAAUGUCCAUGCGACGGGCUCUAAAGUAUGGCGUCGUCGGAAGUGCCGUACUGGGAACGGCCGUCAGCCUUCACGCUAACGACUACGACCUCAACUCGGUCGGUAUCGUGCGGCUAGGGCGUGCCGGUGCCACAGUAUUCGACAUCGCCACCACCUACAAAGCGAACCUGUACAGUCGCGAAUGGACCGACAAAAAGUCGCCCGAAUAUCUGAAGGUAAAGAGUGACACGCAUCGGGCGGCCGCCGAAAAGCUACUCGAGCUCUGUCGCACGAACCGUGGCGUGUACAUAAAGGUCGGCCAACAUAUCGGUGCGCUCGAGUACCUGCUGCCACCGGAGUACGUCACCACGAUGAAGGUGUUGCACAGCAACGCGCCGCAAAAUCCGGUCGAGGAUCUUUAUCGCGUGCUGAGGCAGGAUUUGCGUAUGGAUCCGAACGAACUGUUCGAAUCGUUCGAUCCGGAACCGCUCGGGACGGCGUCGCUUGCCCAGGUGCACCGUGCGACGCUUCGGGAUGGGCGCGAGGUGGCGGUCAAAGUGCAGCACCCGUACGUGAAGGGCAACUCGAUCGUGGACAUCAAAACGAUGGAAGUGCUGGUGAAGCUAGUCGCGUGGACCUUCCCGGACUUUAAGUUCCAGUGGCUUGUGGACGAGUCGAAGCGCAACCUGCCGAUGGAGCUGGACUUUGCGAACGAGGGCCGAAACGCGGAGAAGGUAAAGGAAAUGUUCCGCCACUACCGGUGGCUAAAGAUUCCGGGCGUUAUAUGGGAGUACACGACACCGCGCGUACUCAUGAUGGAGUACACGAAGGGUGGUCAGGUGAACGAUCUGGAGUACAUCCAGCGAGAAAAGCUCGAUCCGUACGACAUUGCGAACAAGAUCGGCCAGCUGUACUCGAACAUGAUCUUCCUGAAGGGGUUCGUGCACAGUGAUCCGCAUCCGGGGAAUAUUCUGGUGCGGCGGAGCGACCAGACCGGUGGAACGGAAAUUGUCCUGCUCGACCAUGGGCUCUACGCGGAGCUUACGGAAAAGUUCCGGUACAACUACUCCAAGCUGUGGCUGAGCAUUCUGCGGGUGGAUCAGAACGGCAUGAAGAAGUACGCACAGGCUCUCGGCGUCGAGGGCAGCAUGUGGGGCCUGUUCGCCUGUAUGGUGACGGGACGGCCCUGGAACUCGGUCAUUCAUGGAGUGGAUAAGGUGAAGCAGGAUGAUGCAGAGAAGGAACUGAUCCAAAACGAAGGCAAGCUCGUACUGCCGCACAUUUCCGACGUGCUCGAGAAGGUCGACCGCCAGAUGCUGCUGGUGCUGAAAACGAACGAUCUAAUACGAGGCAUCGAAACAACACUCCGCACCCAGAACCGCAUGACCGCAUUCUGGGUCAUGUCCAAGUGUUGCGUGAAAAGCAUCGGCAGCCAGGAGUACCUUGGUGCGGCGGAUACGUGGACCAAGCUGGCCACCUGCCUGCGGGAGCAGUGGUGCAUACUGAAGCUAAACCUUUACUACCUUUACCGGGGGAUCGUAUCGUUGCACCUACUGUCAGCACUGAAGAUGAUCUUCUGAAGCGGAUCGGGGGUGCAGACGGAUACAUUACACACACACACACCUGCCUAUUCACUCGAAACCUACUCAGGAAGAAGGGACACAGGUUUGCAGAUGACGCACAGAUUUCGUUUAGCUGUAUCCCGCCGAAGGCACCGUGAAGGUCAUUAAGCAACUAUUUUCCAAAAAAAUGAUGCUAAUUAGCUAAACGGAAGCAUCUUAAGGGGUUCUAUUUUGCAUUGCUUUUAUCCCAUAAUUUGCAACCGAUAUUUAUUAUGCUUUUUUUGCGCCAAAUUCCCCCCAAACACACACACACACGCACCAAUUGAUUUCACCAUUUGCGAGUGUAUACGUUUAAGUUUGCUUGUUUCAUCAUUAGUAAAAUAUUAAUUACCGCACGUAGGGAAGAAAAAGUGUAGGUAGUUUAGGUAUGUAUUGUGCGCGGGUACGGGUCAAGGUUAGUUCUACCGGUAGAACGAGCUGGUAAUUAAGUGUUCAUAAUAGUGCGUAUAUCUGCAAAACGAUAAUUUUCUGUUUUUGCUUUUUGUUGGGCAUUAGAAUUGUGAAGAAAUUAAUAAAAAUUAUGUGUAUGAAAAGUACCAAGAA